Molecule: messenger RNA, 2089 nt
Organism: Siniperca chuatsi (mandarin fish)
Lineage: Eukaryota; Metazoa; Chordata; Actinopteri; Centrarchiformes; Sinipercidae
Gene: phax
Product: phosphorylated adaptor for RNA export
Exons: 2
Coding region: 192-1415 (407 amino acids)
Biological process (GO): snRNA export from nucleus
Cellular component (GO): nucleus
Source: RefSeq, a predicted model, not a curated record
GGCUUUAGCCCAGCGCCAAUUUUCUUCAGAGGGUCGCAAGUUUGUCUGUUGAUUGUCAACCUCAUCAUCAUAACAGUUUACAGUGAGUGGCAGAGCCAAGCAAGGCGAAAACACAAUCUCAUGCAGAGCAGAGGCAGCUGCUGUGUCAGCAGUCAACAGCCAUUAUCUUUGGUGUGGCUUCCAGACAAGAAAUGGCGGAUAGCGGAUAUCUAAUGGACGGUGAUCUGGAAGAUGGAGAGAUCUCCGGGUCCAGCUCGGAUACUGAGAUGGGAACCGCCGCGGCUGCACAAGCUCGACCCCAGGUUCCUCCAGCUUUUAGCGGCCAGUCCUUCCACAACAGAGCCGCUGCCCAGCCAUCUACCGCCGCCUACCGCAGCACCGGUAGGACGGCGGAGUCCAGCGACAGUGACCCGGACUCGUCAGACGAGGAGGCGGCUGAUUGGCGCCGAAAGCGCCAAAAAGUGUCCAACGCUCCCCAGCCGCCCGCCUGCACCACCCGGGCAGGGCCGACCCGCAUGCCCGCACCCGGCGCGCUGGGAGGCCGCAAGGUGAACAACAUUUGGGGCUCCGUGGUCCAGGAGCAGUGCCAGGAUGCGAUUGCUGCAGAGCUGGGCAUAUUUGGCAUGGAAGGUGAAGUUAGCAUGUCCAGCAGAAAUGUGGAGACUUAUAACUUUGUCCUGGCCCGUAAGAUAAUGGAGAAGGAGAGGGAGAUGGAGAAGCAGUCGAAGGAUGAAGGAGAAGUGAGCAUGCUGGACGUCCAGCUGGAGGAGUACAUGAAGGGCAGGGACUCAGAGGAGAAGGCAGGGGGUGAUGCAAAGAGGAAGAGGCCAGCUAAAGAGAGACUGGGCCCCAGGGCUGAGAUGGACAUCAAGGGCCGGUAUGAGAUCACAGAGGACGACCCAGAGGAUAAGGUGGUGGACGAGAUAGCACACAGGUUGCAAGAGCCUAAAAAAGACCUGAUAGAGCGCGUUGUUAAAGCCAUUGGGAAGAAAAAAGCCAUAGAACUGCUCGGAGAGACUGCCACACUGGAGGAAACCGGCGGUGUGUACACCAUGGACGGCAGCAGGCGACGGACGCCUGGUGGGGUGUAUCUCAACCUCCUGAAGAACACACCCAGCAUCACCAAGGCCCAGAUCAGGCAGAUAUUCUUCGAGGAACAGCAGAAAGAGUACAAGAGCAAGAAGGCUGCCCAGAAGAGGAGGCGGCACAUGGUGGCCAAGAAGAUGAAGCAGGCCAUCGGCACACUGAACCUGCAGGAGCACGACGACGUCUCCAGGGAGACUUUUGCCAGUGAUACCAAUGAGGCCUUGGAGUCAUUGGAGGAGGCUCCGGAAGAGGAGGGUCAGGAGGAAGCUGCUGUGGGCAUUGAGGAGACAGCGGUGGUCUACAACUCUGCUGACCUGGAGGUCUUCUAAGGGCUUCCUGCUGUCAGAACUCUGGGAGGUUUGAACAAGGACAUUUUAGAUUCAAAUUAAAAGGAAACACUUAAAGCACUGUAUAAGUAGGCUACUCAGUGCAGAAUCACACCUGAGUGUCCUUUUUUGUUUGUUUACCUUAGCAAUAAAAGGAGAGCUUAUGUUAACAAAAAUGUUGGUUUUGUUUGGUACAGCAUGGAUUUGUAGAUUUCAGCAAGUGUAAACACAGUAAGACCUACCGCAAGUUAGUUUGAUUUCUGAUACAAAUGUUCAAAUUCUAAAUCAUAAAAAUGUAAAUUACCUAAAUCUUUGCAGCAUAUUGAAGCACUCUUGUUGAUUUUCAACUGUAGUAACCUUCUUUGUUAUAAUUUUCAUUAUGAGAUAACGAGGUCUUGAUUUAUUAAAUGCAUUUGUAUGACGGUAUCUAAAUAUAUAGUAUAUAAAUAAAGGUGACUCAGGUAAAAUUACAUAAUUGGUUUGCACACUUAGCUUUUUCAAUACUAGUAACAGACUAAAUACAAAUUUUUUUUGUACUGAUACAGAUUCAGUCCCUGAUAUCCAAGUACAGUAUGUUCAGCAGGUCAGGAUGGUUGGGCUCAGCAUCGUAGAGAAUCAGGCUUUUAUGUAAAUAAAAGAGCCAGAAAAGCACAGAUACAGUAGUUUGGACAGCUAUU